This is a messenger RNA of Pseudovirgaria hyperparasitica, 735 nucleotides long. RefSeq lists its product as uncharacterized. Bases 1 to 735 code for a protein of 244 amino acids. The transcript has 4 exons. Gene Ontology annotation, biological process: mycotoxin biosynthetic process. The record is from RefSeq and is a predicted model, not a curated record. NCBI's taxonomy places the organism in Eukaryota, Fungi, Ascomycota, Dothideomycetes, Acrospermales, Acrospermaceae.
AUGGGAAUCUUCAAGUCACGUCCGGCUUCUGAAGACCAACAUCAUCGCCUUCUUCAAACGAUGGAUGAUGGUGAUGUCUCGAUGACUUACGUUCAGAAGCAACGGAGUAGAUGUGCAAUCUUUACGUCCUGGUUUGGUUCCUUCGUCUUUGGAGUUCUGGCAUCUUCCCUCGUUUUCGGAUUACUUAUCAAACAAGGCCAUUUGAUCGUCAGGCAUUCAUACUCGUUUCGAGACACCGACCCUCUGCCUCAUGUACCACAGGAGACCAUACUGUUCGAAGCUGACCCAGUGUACUCGGAGCGAGCAAACGACGAUACAGACUAUGCCUGGAACAUGCUAUUACCUGUAAGUCGGCACGAUAUUCUCGCAAGUGGGUGGCUCCUGAGAAUAGAACAGCAAGGACGAGGCUUCGUGUACGUUUCAGACGCAGAGUCGCGUGGACUACCACCUGGCCAGCAGACUAAGCAUGGCCCCAUCUAUUCUGUAUCCAUGUAUCACCAGCUCCACUGUCUUGCAAGGCUUCGCAAGAUGCAGUGGAUAAUGAUAGACGGAGUAGCCAUCCUCUGCGCUGGAGAUAUGACACUGGAGUGGCCGAAACAAGAUGGGCCUUCGUCGGGAAUUGCUGUUGAUGGCUGGGGUAUCCCGCAUACUUGCAAGUCCAAGGUCGCGAUCGAUGACUACAUGGACCGAUAUCAUUAUAACGAGAGCAUGUAUUUUGAUGCAGCAGGACGAUGA